AUGGGCGCCUCAUUCGACUUUGCGCCGGAACGGCCAGAGCACAUCCAGACCAUCCUCGAUGGCCUUGACAGAUACAACCCAGAGACCACUGGCACCUUCCAGGACUAUGUCAUGCAGCAGUGCGAGUCGCAAACGUACGAUUGCUACGCCAACCUGGCCCUGUUGAAGCUCUACCAGUUCAACCCCCACCUCGCCCGCGACGAGACCAUCACCAACAUCCUCGUCAAGGCUCUCACCGUCUUCCCUAGCCCCGACUUUGCCCUGGGCCUCUCUCUCCUGCCCGUCCACACGCUUGCGCCUCUCUCGUCAGCACACAACCCCGCCGCCGGCGACGCCCCGCUCUCGGAAGCCGUUCAGAAGCUGAACGAGCUGAAGAACCUGCUCGAGGGUGCCGACUACGCCACAUUUUGGUCCACAUUAGACUCGGACGACUUGUACGCCGAUCUGAUCGCCGACGUCUCUGGCUUUGAGGAGCUGAUGCGCGUACGCAUCGCUGCUACCGUCAGCCAGGCGGUGCGUGAGGUUGACCAGAGCAUCCUCGAGUCAUGGCUGAACCUGUCGGGCAACGAGUUCGAGCACUUUGUUGGCAGUGUCUGCGGCUGGGUCAUGGAGGACGGCAAGGUCAAGGUGCCCAUCAACAAGGACAACGAGGCCAAGGGCACUGUCGUGAGGGAGAACGUCAAGUUUGAUCAGUUUGCACGCGUCAUCAAGAGGGCGUACGAGCAGCCUGCAUGA
Ascochyta rabiei is the source of this 735-nucleotide messenger RNA. RefSeq lists its product as uncharacterized. Lineage: Eukaryota; Fungi; Ascomycota; Dothideomycetes; Pleosporales; Didymellaceae. The coding region runs from base 1 to 735 and encodes 244 amino acids. Gene Ontology annotation, cellular component: cytoplasm; eukaryotic translation initiation factor 3 complex. The transcript has 3 exons. Gene Ontology annotation, biological process: regulation of translational initiation. Gene Ontology annotation, molecular function: translation initiation factor activity; ribosome binding. The record is from RefSeq and is a predicted model, not a curated record.